Molecule: messenger RNA, 1311 nt
Organism: Eruca vesicaria subsp. sativa (arugula)
Lineage: Eukaryota; Viridiplantae; Streptophyta; Magnoliopsida; Brassicales; Brassicaceae
Source: the annotation of a GenBank genome assembly
UGUUUCAAAAACAAAAGGGCUCCGAAACUUCUCUUUACUUAUUCCUUUGAUUGGUUAGAAAUUUUUGUGGCCUCUUAAAAUGACUAAGUUUUGGACUUUCCUCUCAGCUCUUCAUUCCAUCGCUGGGCCUGUAGUGAUGCUGCUUUAUCCGUUAUAUGCGUCGGUGCUAGCAAUAGAAAGCCCAUCAAAAGCAGAUGAUGAGCAGUGGCUUGCUUAUUGGAUUCUCUACUCUUUCCUAACUCUCUCAGAACUCAUCCUUCAAUCUCUCCUAGAGUGGAUACCGAUAUGGUACACGGCGAAGCUAGUGCUGGUCGCAUGGUUGGUUUUGCCGCAAUUCAGAGGAGCUGCUUUCAUAUACAACAGAGUCGUGAGGGAACAGUUUAGGAAGUAUGGCAUCCUCAAACCUAAGGUCAAUUAUUUCAUCUCUAAGCUAUCUUCCUAUAAUUUAUUAUAACGUAAAUAUAUAUCUUGAACUCAUAUAUCAUAUACUUGAUCUGAAAUUAUUAUGGUGGUGAUGAGAAUCUUUGUGAGGGCAAACCUUGUCUUAAUAAGUUGGUCCACAUGAUAGCUGGGUUUUAAUCCUACGAAUAUGGUUUGGUCAUUUUUCUGUUUUGUUUUGAGCCUAAACUCUGGUUUUCACUAUGCAAGCAGCAAGUCCAAGGACCUUUCAUUUUCUUAAAACAUAAAAGUUUACCGAGGCAUGUAGUAUGCGUUGCCAAAAUCAAAACCCGUUUUUAAUACUUCAGUCAAGGUUGAAACGAACUGGAUUUAAACUGAUGUAUUUAAAACGGGGUUGGUUCAAGUGGAGCGGAGCCACAAUCUAUCACAAUAUUCUUGAUUCAAAAAAUGCUGUCAAAUUCUGAGAUCAAAAGCACAAUAGGUUGCAAAAACAAAAGAAUAACUAUACCAAUGAAUUUUCUUAAAUUUCCUUACUAAUGUGAUUUCUUUUUAAUCAAAAAAGUACUAGCAUGGUGGUCUAGGUUUGUAAUACUACAUGUGAAAUAGAGAGAAGCAGUAUUGUGUAUUGACGGUCACUUUUUAAAAUUUGGUGUUUGGAGUACAGGCACAACACCAGACUGAGUGACUAAAAAGAGAAUGCACGGAACACAAAGAGGUUUCAGAGUUGGUUCCUUCAAUUUCUAAUCUUGAUGCUUUCCUUUUGUCUUUCUAUCCUGUUUAAUUUAUGCGUUUACAAGUUGACGAUAUGAUUGUAAUUUCGUCUUGUGAGCUGUCUGCUUGAAACUAUGCGUAAAGAAAUUCAAUCUGACGUCAAAAUUAUUAUUUUUAAUAUACUACCAGUCUAAAUUUCGG